Messenger RNA from Clonostachys solani, 1575 nucleotides. Lineage: Eukaryota; Fungi; Ascomycota; Sordariomycetes; Hypocreales; Bionectriaceae. The record is from the annotation of a GenBank genome assembly.
AUGUCAGAUUUAUUUACCGAGAAAGCAGCGGAGGAGCGUCAAAAGACGCCAGCCACCAACGGAUCCGAUACGGAGGUGGUCGCCGACUCCUUCAGCGAAAAGGCAGAACAUGUCACUGAUGAACAAUCUUCCGAUGAACAAUAUCCACAAGGCUUGAAGUUUAUCGCCCUUACAGGGGCUUCGAUAUCCGCCGUCUUUCUGAUUGCUUUGGACCAGACUUCAGCGGGAAAGAUCUACAAGUUUUUCAACCUGAAAUGGACUUUCUUAUGGUCGAUGCUCAUCUUCGAGGUAGGCAGCCUCAUCUGCGGUGUGGCUCCUACCUCGAAAGCUCUUGUAGCUGGUAGGGCCAUUGCCGGUCUUGGAGGUGCUGGUUUAUCAGUAGGCGGUACGAGCAUCAUUUCCUUAACCGUUCCGCCUUUGAAAAGGCCCCUGAUGAUGGGUAUCAUCGGCAUGACCUAUUGUCUAUCGGCGGUUCUUGGUCCAUUAUUAGGCGGGGCAUUUACCGAAUCUGUCACUUGGAGGUGGUGCUUUUACAUUAACCUGCCCAUCGGAGGACUCGCCGCAGCCGCUGUUGUCUUCUUUUUCAACUUGCCCGCAGCGGCAGCGCCUCCCCCGGCCACUUGGAAAGAGAAAUUGCUACAUAUCGACCUAGUUGGCGUUGCACUAGUCAUGGGGGCUAUCACUUGUUUCAUUCUUGGGUUGCAAUAUGGAGGAAUCACCCACCCUUGGAAGAGCAGCGUGGUCAUCGGUCUUCUUGUCGGCUUUGGGCUCCUCUCAAUUGCGCUGAUAACAUGGGAAAUCUGGAUCGGAGACUACGCCAUGAUGAUGCCGCGGCUAUAUCGACGGCGGUCCCUCUCGGCAACUGCCCCUUUCCAAUUCUUCUUCAUGGGAAGCUACAUUGUUCUGCUAUACUACCUUCCCCUUUACUUCCAGAGUAUUCUUGGCGUCAGCCCCAUCCAGUCCGGCGUGAACAAUCUUCCCCUGAUGGCCUCAGCCGCCGUUUUCUUCGCGCUUCUGGGUGGGAUCGUUGUUAUGAAAACCGGGCGAGCCCAACAGGUUAUGAUGAUUGGCUCCAUGAUUACGACCGCCGCGAUUGGUCUUAUCUAUACUUUGGACAUCGGAACUUCCACUGCCAGAUGGGCUGGUUAUCAGGUGUUUGUUGGUUCGGUCAUGUCCUUUGCUAUCAUGCAUGGCCUGGCUGUUGCUCAAGCCGACGUAGGUCCUGAAGAUCUUGCAGCCGUAACGGCGAAUCUUUUGUUCUUCCAAACAAUUGGAGGAGCAUUCAGUACCUCAAUAGGGCAGUCGGCCUUCGUCAACAGGCUGCUCAUCGCCCUGCCCGAGACAGCCCCUGGGGUGGACCCAUCCCUGGUUCUAUUCACGGGAGCCUCGGACCUGCAGCACGUCUUUCCCGAGGAAGUCCUCCCUGGAGUCCUCAAGGCAUACAUGGUUGGACUUAAAGCAGCGUUCGCUGUUGCCAUUGCCUUCUGUGGCUGCGCUUUCUUGGCCUCGCUGGCAAUCCCUAUGAAGAAGCUUCCAAGCCAUGAGCCAGGUGAAGGUCCUGUGGCCAUGGCGUGA